CACUAUCAUUCUCAAUCUCCUCGCAUUUUAUUGGACUCUGUUAUGGAAGCUACAACCCUUGUGAAGACCCCAUCCUAUCAAGGAUGUUACCCACCACAACAACACCAAUCGAUGUGAAGGCAGGGAUAGGAGGAGGUCAAGGCUUUGUGGCACAUUUUCUUCCUCUGUUGUCUCAUGGAUGUCACUGCCAUCCUCCCGUACCAAGGUACUGGCGAGUGGGGUUCCGGAGGCCUGCUCGUCCUAAGCACUCGUGUGUGCAAGUGAAAAGGACCGAGGAAACAAGAAGAACAACCCCCGUGCAGGUACUGGUGAGUGGGGUUCCGGAGGACUGCUCAUCCCGAGCACUCGUGCGUGCAAGUGAACAGGACCGGGGAAAUAAGAAGAACAGUGCAAGAACUUGUGAACCAUAGAUGAGCAAAAGAAUGGAGGAGGCGUUCGCUGUUGGCCUCGGGAGGAAGAAGGAGAAUAUGGAAACCAAAUCCCGCGCCCCUAAUUCCGUUACGUGAUUAUUGCCUGUGGACGUUACAAGAGACAAUUACGGAGAUUCGGAUUUAUUCCCUUAAACUCCCAGCCGUUGCAAAAGGAAGGAGGCGGGCGGAGCCUCGUCCCGGACCAGACCGACCGGCUCGGCGCGCGCAUGCCGGUCUUCCCUCCAUCUCAACCAGUCAACAAGGAGUCUAUACUAACUCUUUAUUUAACAUCAGCAUAUCAUCUUAAUUGGCUCCCUCCAUAUAUCUAGCUCAAAUUAAUUAGCUGCUGCAAGCAAGCAAAUAUUAAGCAAGCGCGCCGCCAUGGCAGCAGCAGUCAUCCUCCUCUCUUGUCUGGUUCUACUCCACGCGGCGUUAUCGGAUGCGGCCGGCGGUGAGCUUCAGGCCCUGGAUUGCUCGACGGCCGGCAACUACAGCGCCGGCGACGCCUAUGCGGCGAGCCUGCACCGGCUGCUCGCCGCCAUGGCGGAAAGCAUCGACGACGGCGGCGGCGGCGGCUUCUUCAAAGGCGCCGUCGACGUUGGUCAGGGCAGUGGCGGCACCGUCGUCUAUGGACUCGCCAUGUGCUCCGCCGGGUUGUUCUCCCGCGGCGCCGACGGCUGCAAGGGCUGCCUCACCGCCGGCGCCGGCGCGCUGGUGGAACGCUGCCCGGGCAGCACGACGGCGGCGGCCAUGCUCGACCGGUGCCUGCUCCGGUACUCCGACCGAAACUUCUUUGGCACCGCCGACACAGAUAUCGUUUUCAUCCGCAUCGGUGCAACCAGCGUGUCCUCCUCCUCCUCCUCCAACUCCAAGAUCACCUACAGCGACAGCCUGAGGAAGCGCUUCGCCUUCCUGAGCGCGCAGGCGGCAGCCUCGCCGGAGCGGCUCGCCGCGAGCGGCGGCGAGGCGAGCCGCCGCCCGUACGCCGUGGCGCAGUGCACGCGGGACCUGCCCUCCGAGAGGUGCCGGGCGUGCCUCGAGGCCCUGUCGGCGAACGCCUCGGCCGGCCUGCUCGCCGCCGCCGCGGCGGAGGGCGAGCUGAAGAGCCUCAGCUGCCGCCUAAGGUACAGCUUCACGGCGGUGACGACGACGACGAGGCGGAUGGCUCAGAGUGUAGAUUAUUCUCCAUCAAGCGGUCGAAGUCAUGGGUCCAGUUCUUCUAGCAUGGUGGUUGUUAUCAUUGGAGCAGUAGCUGCGGUGGUGAUCCUGGUUGUGUUACUGGUUUGCUUUAUGCGCAAGCGGGCGAAGCACCCAUUCGGCCACCAGCGCAUGCCAAAAAUAACAGAGACCGAGAUGCCUAACCAACAACAAAAAGUGAAUUAUUCUUCGGCGAUCAUGCAAAGCGAAAGGCGAUUCUCGUACGCGCAGCUGCUGGCCGCGACCGACAACUUCUCGCCGGAGAGGAAGCUCGGGGAGGGCGCCUUCGGUGCAGUCUACAGAGGCGACCUGCCGCCGCCGCCGCCGACGACGACGACGGAGCAGCAGCCGGUGGGAGUGUCCGUGGCGGUGAAAAGGAUCCUGCGCGUGAACGAGCGGGCGCUGCAGGACUACGAGAACGAGAUCAGGGUGAUCGGCGCGCUGAGCCACCCCAACCUCGUCCCCUUCGUCGGCUCCUGCAGCGACAACGGGGAGCUGCUCCUGGUGUACCAGCUGGUGCGCAACAGGACCCUCGACUACCAUCUCCACGGCAGCGACGCCGCCGCUGCGCUUCUAACUUGGCAAAGAAGGUACAAGAUAGCACUUGGCAUGGCGUCAGCUCUGUCGUACCUACACUCCAACCAGCCGCGCGUCCUGCACAGAGACAUCAAACCUGGCAACGUGAUGCUGGACGAGGAGUUCAACGCCAAGGUCGGCGACUUCGGGCUCGUCAGGAUCAUCCCCGCCGACGGCGCCUCCUGCCCGAUGACCGUCUUCGGCUCCUCCAGCUACAUCGACCCGGAGUACUGCACCACCGGCCGGGCCAGCGCCGCGUCCGACGUCUACAGCUUCGGCGCCGUGCUCCUCGAGAUCGCCUCCGGCGAUGCGCCGGCGGCUGAUGAAUUCGCCACCAGCAGGCGGCGGAACGCCGUCGUCGACAGGUUCAGGGCACUGUACGCCGGCGGCGGCGGCGGCGCGGCGGCGCUGGUCGACGCGGCGGACCGGCGCCUGAACGGGGAGUUCGACGAGGAGCAGAUGGAGCGCCUGGCGCUCGUGGGGCUUCACUGCGUGCAGUUCGACCACCGCGUGAGGCCCUCCAGCGAGGAGGUGCUGGGUUACUUGCAGGGCCGGUUGCCCGUGCCUCCGCUUGAGAUCAAGGUUCCCAGACGAGGCGCAGAGACAUCGUCGACCUCGCGUCACCAACAAGCUGUGCAUUCUUUAAUUUCGAUCGUUGAGUAAUCACAAGAAGCCACUAUAAUAUUAUAGCAUUAUAGUAUUGGUCAAAAAUAUUUAUCGUUUAGUAGGAGAUUUAGUUAAACAAGUAAUUUUGUAUUAGAAUAAAUCUGUAAAACCAUAUAAGAUUAUGAUAUUAUGAUAAUACAUUUC
Oryza brachyantha (malo sina) is the source of this 2993-nucleotide messenger RNA. RefSeq names its product probable serine/threonine-protein kinase PBL11. The coding region runs from base 792 to 2846 and encodes 684 amino acids. The record is from RefSeq and is a predicted model, not a curated record. NCBI's taxonomy places the organism in Eukaryota, Viridiplantae, Streptophyta, Magnoliopsida, Poales, Poaceae. Gene Ontology annotation, molecular function: ATP binding; protein kinase activity. Gene Ontology annotation, biological process: protein phosphorylation. The transcript has 7 exons.